UUCGGCGCUGACGAUUUGCCGGCCUUGCAAGGCCUUUUUUCCUAUCUGAUAGACUGCUCGAAAUAUGCCUCGCAAUGGCUUUGCUGCUGGUACAGCAUCCCCCCUUACUCACCAGAGCGAAAUAACCGGCACGAUGUCUCGUCUUUAUCAGCGAUCGUACCCCGUGCUGGACACUAUCGCGCUGGCGUGUAUUGUCGGUUUUUGGAUAUUGAUACAACUAUUUGUUACCCCCUUCCACCGCAUGUUCUCCUUGGACAACAAGGCAAUCCAAUAUCCCUUCGCCGUCGUCGAGAGAGUUCCAGUCGUCUGGUCCAUUGUAUAUGCCGGUGUCAUUCCUUUCCUGAUCCUCCUCGUUUGGGCUGCGACGUUUCGACCCUCCCCUCACAAAGUUCAAGUCACCCUGUUGGGCUUCUUGAUCGCUGUCAUGUUGACAUCACUGAUCACUGAUAUAAUCAAGAACUCUGUUGGUCGACCGCGGCCGGAUUUGAUUUCGCGCUGCCUUCCCAAGAAGGGAACCCCGGCAGAGUCGUUGGUCGCAUGGACUGUGUGCACGCAGUCAAGUGAACAUAUCCUUCAAGAAGGGUGGAGGAGUUUCCCCAGCGGACACAGCAGCUUCUCAUUUGCUGGAUUGGGCUAUUUGACACUGUUCCUGUGCGGCCAGAUGCGCAUUUUCCGACCCCGGACCGACCUAUGCCGUUGUCUAGUGGCAUUCGUACCGCUAUUGUGCGCCCUUAUGAUCGCAAUCUCCCGCUUGGACGACUAUCGUCAUGACGUCUACGAUGUUACGUGCGGCUCAAUCCUUGGCUUCUUUGUGGGCCAAUUCUCGUACCGCCGCUAUUUCCCACCCCUGCGCUCAGUCACAUGCGACGAGCCUUACGGAAGGGAAGAGAUCUCAGGCUCUGACGGCUUUUCCAAAAUUGCGGAUGAUGAAGAGCAGCAGAUAGGAUCAGCCUCGCGCCAAUGGGAGGCUCGGGAGGAGUCCUAUGCACUUGCCCAGGCGACGUCGCCUCGUGGUCGGUAGCCAUACUCUUUCUACUUAUUUUUUCGUUGUAUUCUGUGAUACCCUAGAGCUAUGUGGGGGCGGUACAUGGUUAUUGUUUGCUUUUUGCUACUCUGAUCCUGUCUACCAGUGAUUUGUAUCUUGCAUGUUUGGAUAAAUCCUAUUCCUGGUAUUAUAUAUUUUGGAAUUGUCUCUUCUCUACUUGCACGCGCUAUAACUUGGAUAUAUCCCUGUAUCUCACAUUCGUCCAUUCUUUCACAUCACGGAAAUCCAUGACUUUGU
This is a messenger RNA of Aspergillus aculeatinus CBS 121060, 1282 nucleotides long. Its product is annotated as phosphatase PAP2 family protein. Gene Ontology annotation, biological process: phospholipid metabolic process. The transcript is spliced from 4 exons. The coding region runs from base 65 to 1021 and encodes 318 amino acids. Lineage: Eukaryota; Fungi; Ascomycota; Eurotiomycetes; Eurotiales; Aspergillaceae. The record is from RefSeq and is a predicted model, not a curated record. Gene Ontology annotation, molecular function: phosphatidate phosphatase activity.